Aaosphaeria arxii CBS 175.79 is the source of this 1694-nucleotide messenger RNA. RefSeq lists its product as uncharacterized. The coding region runs from base 121 to 1398 and encodes 425 amino acids. Lineage: Eukaryota; Fungi; Ascomycota; Dothideomycetes; Pleosporales. The transcript has a single exon. The record is from RefSeq and is a predicted model, not a curated record.
AAAUUCCAGAUCGACGAAAGGCGACAUGGUGGGCCCGACGUGGGAAGCGACUCGUCUGAUCUCGAACUGUUUCACCUAGAACAGGUGAUCCUCGACCUAAGAUGCUAUACAAGCACGCUAAUGGACCUUGUUCCGGUCAUUGAACAUACCAAGGACGUACUUGCCAAUUAUGUAGUUUGUCAACAUGUAUCAAAGGUACAGCAGUUGAGAACAUGCACGCUGGAAACUCCAAAUGCUCGAAAGGAUAAGGUACAAGUGGAAGCACAAGACCUAGGAAUUUCCGGAAAUUUUGGCCAAAGGAUUAGCAUGCCCGAGUCACCAAGGCCUUUAUCAAAUACUUCGAGCACCGUACCAUCCAUUCAUACUACAGACAAUGCGGACAGUAUCAAAAAGGCCAGCCACAAGAUCUCACCGCCGGAGAUGCCAAAGCCAGGCUCGAUAACAUCUGAUAACACACCAACAGCGAGUCUCAACACAGCACCUCCAGACUUUAGUGGAGAGUCCUACUAUACAAAUGGGCCAUCAAACUUCAAGGUUUGGUAUUGUCCUGCUUGUAGCGAAGGUCCGCUCGGGAGCUGGCAAAAUGUCUGCCCGUUUUGUGACCAAAGCCCGAGGUCUAGAUUGCCUGACACCAAGCCCACCACGAUUGCUGCAGGAAGUCCUCAGACAAGCAAGAACAAAGGGGACACAGAAGAACCAAGGAAGAGCAACACGUCAAAUCAAGGUGUACCGCGAGGUUCAGAACAGAAGAUCCAAGAAUCAAAUCAUCAAAUAGACAAACAAACCCAUCCAAAGCAGCGCCAAAAAGACCGCCAACACACACCGCCCAUAGACAGCCUUGAAAAUUCAAAUAAGACGGUCGAUAUCACUUCACAAGGCUUAGUCACUGACACUCAGGUUCCUUCCACAACUUGCAUGGAUUCUGAUCCCGGGGACUUGCUGAUCAACAUGUGCGACUUAUGCAGUUUGCCAUAUGACCAAUGCAUACAUUCAUUAACAACAACAUCCGGUGCAUCCAACUUUGAGUAUGAUACUUUCCCUGAACAUCCCUUUCCCAGAGGUCCUCAUUCUCUCGAGGACCCUCUAUUAUCGAUCUUUUCCCUGCGCCAGCAGACAACCAUGGAGCCACCCACAGUACAAGCACAUGUCGAGGAUACAUACACCCUUAGGGACGGAUUAUUGGUUUCGCAUGAAUUGGACGUUUACUCGCCUGGGGACAGAGCAUUAGGGACUAACAGUAGAACAACGCCCACAUCACAACGAAUACAAGCGCCACUACCUGGCGGAUUCCCUUGCACCGCAGAGGGCUGCAAAAGAAUAUUUGAGAGAAUCUGUGACCUCAAGUACGUCUUCUCUUAUCUACUAUCUCUUCCACAAAUACAAAAUAUAAGAAACUAAGAUCGCCUAGCCGACAUAUGAAAACCCACAUGGCGAUGAGUGACCGUCCACACAAAUGUGACGUUUGUGGAAAAGGAUAUCUCUACCCAAAGGAUCUCAAGCGUCACGUAAUAACUACUCAUACAAAUCCAUCGCAAAAGUUUCACUGUCCUGACUCUGGCUGCACGAAUACAGAUGGCUUUUCCAGACGAGAAAAUCUCCUACGACAUCAGAGAAAGCAACAUCUUCACUGAAGAUAUAUCAAUUUCGAUACCGCAACCUAUAGCGGUGCAGUAGCUGUAACAUGACUGUACGCA